AUGUUCGAUGCCUUCGAAUUUCUCCAGCAGCCUAUUACCUUGAGGAAAUGUGUAUAUUGGCAUUUGAACUCGCAAUUGAUCGAUUUGAAGCCGCCUGCAACCCAUGAACUAUUCACUAGCACUUUUACGUCAAAGAAGAAGACUUCUCGAAAAUCAAAAAGCUUGCGAGGCUUGCAAAAGAAGCUGCGAAGGUUUGUGGAACUUUACAGCUAUAUGCCAGAAUUCGUGGACUCUUGGUUGGAAUACAUGACAUAUCUGCGGUUCGAUUGCAUAGUGCUGGACUAUUUGAGAGUAAACAGGGAGUUGGAAAGCCAACUAACGCAAUUGCAUUGGAUAUUCAUCUCUGGUGAAUUGAAAUUGGGCUUAUUUAGUCCCGAUGGGCUACUACAAUUUUGGUGCUCUCUGGAAGAGUAUCAAACCUUGAUUGAUAAUGAUCUAAACCUUUCAACAGUGCUGGACCUCGAGCAUAUUAACGAAAAAGAGUUAAAAGCGCUAGACGCACAGUUGGAGAGUAUGGAGCGGAAAGAUUGGGUGCAUCAAGUGAAAUUCUACCACGAUGAAGAAACUGUCGAAAAAUCUCAAAUUUUGGCUCUCAUUGGAAUGCUGGAUAGUCUGAAGAGUCUUCAAACCAUAGCAGUCACCAAUGAAAGCAUGUUCGAAAGAGUAGUGAACUUCCAUGGAUUCAGAGAUCAUCCUGGACAUACCAUUGGAUAUGCGGUGAAGAGAAGAGUAGCAACGCUGGAACUUAGUCGCUGUGGGUCUCUGGGGCUCGGAAAAGCGGUUGCCAAUUUGUCGCGCUGGGAAGCGGUGGGGAAGGUGACAUUUGCUUUCUUAGAGGAGCUGGAUAUGAACCAAGUAAUACUCCCGCCGCGUUGUGUGUGGCUACGAUUUUACAAGAUAAAAAAGCUGAAAUGGUGGAGCGCUGAGGAGCUACGUAGUAGAUUACCAGGUUCGUGUUUACGAUCCGAUACUCUCGAUCAAAUCCUUGAGGCCGGAAUCAAAAAUAUUGCGAAACAUAUGGACUCCUCUGAGUUAUACAAAUGCAAAGCUCUAUUAUGGGACAUUUUGCGCCACAUUCACCGGGUGCAACUGAUCGACGUCAGGGACAUCGAGCCCGUCCCAAUUUUGCCCAUGUGUUUAUACAACAGUGGUCAAGUGCAAUGUUCUGGGACAAGCAAAGCGGACCAGGUUAUUUUUCUAUAA
Lachancea sp. 'fantastica' is the source of this 1203-nucleotide messenger RNA. The record is from the annotation of a GenBank genome assembly. NCBI's taxonomy places the organism in Eukaryota, Fungi, Ascomycota, Saccharomycetes, Saccharomycetales, Saccharomycetaceae.